Camelus dromedarius (Arabian camel) is the source of this 936-nucleotide messenger RNA. RefSeq names its product olfactory receptor 13J1. The transcript has a single exon. Gene Ontology annotation, biological process: G protein-coupled receptor signaling pathway; detection of chemical stimulus involved in sensory perception of smell. Bases 1 to 936 code for a protein of 311 amino acids. Gene Ontology annotation, cellular component: plasma membrane. NCBI's taxonomy places the organism in Eukaryota, Metazoa, Chordata, Mammalia, Artiodactyla, Camelidae. The record is from RefSeq and is a predicted model, not a curated record. Gene Ontology annotation, molecular function: G protein-coupled receptor activity; olfactory receptor activity.
AUGGAGCCAAUCAAUAGGACAGAGGUCUCUGAGUUCUUUCUGAAAGGAUUUUCGGGCUACAUGGCCCUGGAGCACCUGCUCUUCCCUCUGUGCUCAGCCAUGUACCUGGUGACCCUGCUGGGGAACACAGCUAUUGUGGCGGUGAGCGUGCUGGAUGUUCACCUGCACACACCCAUGUACUUCUUCCUGGGCAACCUCUCCAUCCUGGACAUCUGCUACACGUCCACCUUUGUGCCCCUGAUGCUGGUCCACCUCCUGUCGGCCCAGAAGACCAUCUCCUUUAUUGGUUGUGCCAUCCAGAUGUGUCUGAGCCUGUCCACGGGCUCCACAGAGUGUCUGCUGCUCGCCAUCAUGGCCUACGAUCGCUACCUGGCCAUCUGCCAGCCGCUCAGAUACCCUGUGCUCAUGAGCCACCGGCUCUGCUUGUUGCUGGCGGGAGCCGCCUGGGUGCUCUGUCUCUUCAAGUCAGUGACCGAGACAAUCAUCACCAUGAGGCUGCCCUUCUGCAGCCACCUGGUCAGUCACUUCACCUGCGAGAUCCUGGCAGUGCUGAAGCUGGCAUGCAGUGACACAUCAGUCAGCGAGGUCCUCCUGCUGGUGGGCGCCAUCCUGCUGCUGCCUGUGCCCCUGGCCUUCAUCUGCCUGUCCUACAUGCUUAUUCUGGCCACCAUCCUGAGGGUGCCCUCAGCUGCUGGCCGCCGCAAAGCCUUCUCCACCUGCUCGGCACACCUGGCAGUAGUGCUGCUUUUCUAUGGCACCGUCAUCUUCAUGUACAUGAAACCCAAGAGCAAGGAGGCCAGCAUCUCGGAUGAGGUCUUCACGGUCCUCUAUGCUGUGGUCACGCCCAUGCUGAACCCUGUCAUCUACAGCCUGAGGAACAAGGAGGUGAAGGAGGCCGCCAGGAAGGUGUGGGGCAGGAGACGGACCUCCAAGUGA